Plenodomus lingam JN3 is the source of this 555-nucleotide messenger RNA. RefSeq lists its product as uncharacterized. NCBI's taxonomy places the organism in Eukaryota, Fungi, Ascomycota, Dothideomycetes, Pleosporales, Leptosphaeriaceae. The record is from RefSeq and is a predicted model, not a curated record.
AUGAAUAAUCUUGCACGGGACAUACCCGUCGACCUUGUACGCUACCAUGCUGGGGACAAGGUUCAUAUUCGUCUCAUCAAUGUGAUAACGAUCUCAUACAUGUACGCUUACACGGCGAGCUGGGCUGGAUUGAGUCCCCCGGUAGUUGAAGCCGGCAAAUGCACGGGUGGUGUUGCUAGUCAACUUCAGAGAUCAAGCGACGUAUCUGCGAUCAUGUCUCUACCCCUCACCGGACAGACACAGACACCUGUGGUAUCCCGCACCCAUACCAUAGACAUUCUUUAUCUCUUCUUCCUCGCUUUAUUCCUCGGCUGUAUUUGCUGUCUCACAUUCUUCCUUACACGGAACCAGGAGCCAGAGGGUGACCUUGAGGCUGAUGCAUGUGAACAACAUGUGCAUUACAGCAAUCCUACUGAAUGGCUUACCGGCGGGACUCCUCUCCCCAAAUACUCCGAGCUAUACCCAAAUGAACCUGUUGGUUUAGGCAUUCGAAUGGCAGUCGAUGACGUUCACAUUGAUGAUGAUGAUCUGACAAGUCUUUUGGAUUUUGACUAG